GGGUUGUUUAUUAAUGGUCUCACUCUCACUCCCACUCUCACUCACACUCGUCCUCUCCAAAGCGUUUACUGAGUAGUAGUUUUGCUCCAAUGGAGAGAUACAGUAGAGUGGAGAAACCGAAGCAAGGUUCUCCGAUUAACGAGAACGAGAUCCGUAUCACCAGCGUUGGACUUAUCCGAAACUACAUCAGCUAUGCCAUCACUCUCCUUCAUGAGAAAGGUGCGGAGGACAUUGUGUUGAAGGCAAUGGGGCAAGCGAUCAGCAAGACGGUGGCUAUCUCUGAGAUACUCAAAAGUAAAGUUCCAGGCUUGCAUCAAGAUGUUAAUAUCAGUUCUAUGAGCAUUACUGAUGUGUUUGAGCCUAUUGAGGAAGGUCUUCUGCCGGUGGAGGUGAUACGACAUGUUUCCAUGAUUUCAAUCACAUUGUCUUUGAGUGAGCUUAAUCAAGACUCUCCUGGGUACCAAGCUCCAGCACAGAUAGAUCAAUCUAAGCCUCAAUAUCAGCCCAAUCGAACCAGUCAAGCCCGUCUUCCUUACAAUGCUUAUGGUGAAGAUUUGUAUGGUCGUGGGAGGGGAGGAGGCAGGGGAAGAGGUGGAUAUGGAAACUACAAAGGGGGUUAUCAAGGGAAGUACAACCAAGGGAACUAUCAAGAAGAUUUUCAAGAAAAUUAUGGCGGGUAUUCAAACUGGAGCAGAGGCCGUGGUCUUGGACGGAGCUAUGGCUAUCGUGGUGCUGGAUAUGGUGGUGGCAGAGAUAGUGGUUAUGGUGGUGGCAGAGAUAGUGGUUAUGGUGGUGCCAGAGAUAGUGGGUAUGGUGGUGGCAGAGGCAGUUAUGGUGGUCGCAGAGAUGGCGGAUACGGUGGAGGCAGAGACCAGGGAUAUGGUGGAGGCAGAGACCAGGGAUACGGCGGAGGCAGAGGAGACGGAUUUGGAGGAAGAAGAGGCGGGUUCCGAGGUGGCAAUAGAGGUGACCGUUAUGUUGGAGGCAGAGAUGAUGGAUAUGGUGGAGGCAGAGGUGGAUAUGGUAGAUACGAAGACCGAGGUGAUGGAUAUGGAGGAGGCCAAGGCGACAUGUAUAAGGGAGGUCGAGGCGUAUAUGGUGGAGGGAGAGGCUAUGGCCGUGGACGUGGAAGAAUGGGUAAUGGUGGUCGUUCAAGGGGUGGUGCUAGUAACCAAAACCAAGCCUAAGUUGUUUCUUAUCCAUUCUCUAAGCUAAAUGGGCAAAUUUGCUUCUCUGCUUUUUUUUUUACCUAAAACUUGUAGCACAAUCAUGUUAGUCUUUGUAAAUCUCCCUUUGGUAUUCAUAUUAAAAAGCCCAAAGCGAGUUUUAAGUAAGGAGGUUCCUUUUUGUUUUCUCA
Brassica oleracea var. oleracea is the source of this 1357-nucleotide messenger RNA. Its product is annotated as TATA-binding protein-associated factor 2N. Lineage: Eukaryota; Viridiplantae; Streptophyta; Magnoliopsida; Brassicales; Brassicaceae. Gene Ontology annotation, molecular function: RNA binding. The record is from RefSeq and is a predicted model, not a curated record. The transcript is spliced from 8 exons. Bases 90 to 1187 code for a protein of 365 amino acids.